GAUGUGUGUAAUAUACUGGUGUGAGGUGCUGGAGAUGACACCUGAGAGGGACAGAUGCACCGCGUCAAUACCUCUUCUGAUAGUUUCGUGCUGUUGUCGCCCUAUUUUCUAAUUUCCUAAGCAUGGAGCAGAAUCGAGAGACAAUCAGACUGAAUUCUGUACGCAGGAUAGAUCCUCAUGUGGCACAGAUAAUGGACAGUGCCAAUCGCACAGCAUUGUACUCGUAUGAACAAGGUGGUGAAUCAUGGGCCAAGACAGAUGUGGAAGGGACUCUAAUGGUCUACUCUCGGUUGGCCCCACCUCAUUAUAUGGUCACCAUCAUAAACAGACUAAAUAAAUCCAAUUUCAUUGAGCCCCUCUCAUCUGCCUGUGAUAUUCAAGUAAAGCCUCCAUAUCUACUCUUCAGGAAUGCUAAAGGUGGUAUAUAUGGAAUAUGGUUUUCAGAAGCAGAUGAUGUACAGCGCAUAGCAGCUGCUAUUCAGGAACAUAUGAAAAGUGAGCCUCCACCUGCACCUCAACCUGCUCCUAAUAUAAUGGCUGAUCCAGCUAUUGCUGUUGCUGGUGCUGCUGGUGGGGACAUUAUGAGCAUGCUCUCCCGUGCUCAUGGGGAGUUUGAAAGCAAGCGUCAGGAACCACGUAGCAUUGUGAACACAGCUACAAGUGCAAGUAAUGAUCUGGUUAAACCAGCACCUCUAAGAGUUCAAGCUGGGGAACAAAACACUGUUGCUGAUUUCUUUGCCAAAGUUUCAGGAGCACAGGCUGGCCUUGGUACUGGCUUGCAUUCUCCUGGUUCAGGGCCCCCGGUCUCUACAGCCACUCCAUCAUCAGGCACUAAUCCUGUAUUGCAGAAAUUAUUUCAAGGGGCAGCUGCUGUGGGUGGUCAAGCCAUGGUGCAGAUUCCUGCUGGUGCAGCUGUUCAAGGUCAACAAGGAGCCACUAAUCCUAUUCCCAUUCCUGGUUCAGCACCUCAGAACCAUCCAUCAUCAUUAUCUUCAAGUGUUCCAGGGGGAGCGCCUAUUUCUCUACAAGAAUUAGAGGGACGAUUUAAAGAUAAUUUGAGAAUGUCAAAUCAGGUGAAAGAAGAAGAAAUGUGUCAGUUUAAUCAGCAUCAAAAACAUCAUGAAUCGUAUUCUCAGCAACUAUCUCACAAUGAGCCUUCACUACUUUCACCUCAAGUGUUUACAAGUUCACGAAACUCAGAGCCGACUAUGAGUGGUACCCCUCCUAUUGAUGUUACUGGUCCACGCACUUUUCCCGGUCUGCUAACCCCAGGCACUACAGUAGCAAUGGAUAUGAGGCCGCUUAAUGGCUCUCAAGAAUCUCUUCAUGAUGGGAUAAUUGGUACCUCUUCGCAAGUGACUCCUCUGACACAGGAACAGUUGGUUCAGGCAUUUACCCUACUCCUCAAGAAAGACGAUUUUGUUAGACAAUUACAUGAAGCAUACGUUCAGGCUUUAAAUCAGUCUCUCAAGGGUUGUUUGUAGGUAAACAACAGUAUAAUUGUAGUAAAUUCAUGUCAUUUGGUUUUCCAUGUGCUUAUGCAUUCUCAUGUGCUAGUGCUCAUUAUAAGUGCAUUCAUGACAGUGAAUAUAAUUGAUCGGUAGUUAUUUGUCACAUCUAAUAUAAAACUAAAUGAAACUUAUAUUUUUAGCAAAGUUUUACAAAUAUAUACGGAAUCGUGUGGGAGAAAGUAUUAGCUUUUUCAUAUGCUGUGUAUCAUAUGUCUGUGUGUUGUUUUGUGUUGUGUCUGCAGUAAUGGAGAGGUAGAAAACAUAAUUGAGAGUUACUGUGUAGACUGACACCUUCUUUACAGAAAUUCCAUAUUGUAAUUUAUUCUGCCUUGUCAGUCGUUCUUGGCACAAACUUUUUUCAGAUAACUUGAUAAAUGAUAGCUAGAGAUAUGUUAUAUUCAUGUUAGCCCUGCUUAUAUCCUGAGGAAAAUGAUUUCUUCAAACCAUUUUAAAUGUGUAUUAAAACUGUUACUCAUUCAUAAUCUAGAACCACCAUUGGCAAGAUUUCUGGGAAUGAACUCUUAAAUCGCACAUUUGGUGUCUCUGUCCUUUAUAAUAUUCAGGCUGUGGAAGUGUGUUGUACAGUAUAGGGCUUUGGAUAAUGUAGUUCAUUAAUUUUACCAAGAAAAUAAAUAAUUUUAGUUCCUCAGGUGGCAAAUUUUAAGAAUUCAUUUUUUUUUUUUUGUUUUUUUUUUUUUUGUUUUUUUGUUUUACAAUUGUUUUGAGUUUCAGUAUGAUAAGAAUGAAGCUCUUUUAUUGCUUUGAUAUAAACUUUCAGAAUUGUACCUGAUCCAUGGUAUUCUACGAAAGGCAUUAAAAUUCUUGUUUUUAUUUACCUGCAAUAAAGAUUGUCAUAUUUUAGAUUGCGGUAAUUCUGACUACAGAUGUUAUUUGCAUUUUUAAUUCCAAAGACUAUUUUUUUUUAUUGUAUUGUGUACAUUAAUUAGUAAUGAAAUCUCUCAGUGUAAGAGCAUGAGAUCUGCAAAGUGAAAUGAUUAAUUCACAGGUAAGAAUAAGAAGUAGAAUGACUGUAUAACUCUGGGAAGAGUUAAUUACUGUUACUCUCCUUAUCUUGUUAUAUAAAUUAUGUAUUUUAUAUUGUAUGAUUUUGUCUUGUAAAAAUAUUACAGGUAUGAUUCCUCUCUACAAUUGGAUUAUUAUACAGUAUAAUAAUAUACACCUAAACAUGAGGUACUUUGGUGGUAGUAAGACUUUUGUUUUCCAAGACAGCAAUCAAAUAAGAUUGGCUUCUUUGUGAGGACUUCUUAGUUAUCAUACGAGUUAUUUAAAUUUAACCAUGUGAAAAUUAUGAAAUUCUCAAGAAAUAACAUCUUUAUUAUGUUUAGGAAGGAAAUUGAAGUUUUUUUUUUUUCGCUAAAUUAUUACCUUCAUGCAGAGCUUGAAAGAGCUGAUAUUUUACGCAUGUUCUGCAGUCGAGGUUAACAACUGUAUCAUGAGUUCACGAUAACAGGACCAGCAUUAGGGAAUUCUUUCUUGGGUUUUAAUUUGCUGAAAUAACUGGGUAUGUAUUGUAACAUUAUUUUAUAAGGAUCAGUAUAUACCCUUUCUCAUUAUCAAUUGUAGAUCUUAUCGUAUAUAUAAUUUGCAUCUGUUAUUAGACAUGAGAGACAGAAUGAUGACUGGGUCUAAACCUUCUACUAAUGGUCUCAGCAUGGAUUUGAAAGCCGCUUUCUAUCUGAGACUGACGAAGUCUAAAAGGACAAUUAGUCUAAAAUGUACAAGAAACAUGCUGAUUAUCAGAAAUAAACUUGUACAACAUAA
Molecule: messenger RNA, 3293 nt
Organism: Cherax quadricarinatus
Lineage: Eukaryota; Metazoa; Arthropoda; Malacostraca; Decapoda; Parastacidae
Gene: DCP1
Product: decapping protein 1
Biological process (GO): positive regulation of catalytic activity; deadenylation-independent decapping of nuclear-transcribed mRNA; deadenylation-dependent decapping of nuclear-transcribed mRNA
Cellular component (GO): P-body
Molecular function (GO): mRNA binding; enzyme activator activity
Source: RefSeq, a predicted model, not a curated record